Molecule: messenger RNA, 3726 nt
Organism: Aureobasidium musti
Lineage: Eukaryota; Fungi; Ascomycota; Dothideomycetes; Dothideales; Saccotheciaceae
Source: the annotation of a GenBank genome assembly
AUGUUCCAACCAGCAGAAACACAACAAUACUCUGCAAAUGCCUCUUCUCAACGCCUAACAAAACCACGAACAAAGCACAAUUCUACAUGUCUCGGCAAGCCUGAAACGAGCUCCACCAAGGCCACCCCUAUCAACGCUCUGAAUGAUAACGCCGAAGACGCCCGAGUGUCAUUUUCCAACGAUUCACCCCUUAGCUUUACAGGAUCGACAUCUUUUCGAAAUUCCGAAUCGCCCUCCAGACCCGCUACCAAUUUAUCUAGUGAAGGCGUCAGAUCAAGGAAAGCUUCGACCACUUCGAUGAAUACCACGAAACGCCAUACUUUUGCUGCCGACAACUCUGAUGUCGACGUUGCUGCCGCCAUUGCUCUGCUGCAAGAGCUGAAGAAGCGAGCAUCUCCAGAGGAUCUAAUCCUUCUCCACAAGGCAUUGCUUCCCACCAAGAAUGUUGAGCGCACAAUCGCUCCCUCUAGACCGGAGUCCAAGGAACAUGAAGAGCCCAUCUCCCCCCUUAUCCGAAGAAGCUCAUUGCUUCCAGCUGGCGUCAAGACUCGCCUAUCUCGUGAGCUUUUGAGGAACUACUCAGAGAACAACGUUACAGUCCGUUCGGCUUCAGUUUCCAGACAACACGAUGUGGUCGAAUCUCCAAGGCUUGAUGUGCCGCUCGAUUUUGAAGCCCUGGAUCUUGCUGAAGGAAAUGCUGAAAUUCAAGGUGGCCGUCCAACCACGCCAUCCAACUUCUAUCCUCAGAUUGGCACAUACAAGAUGGGCUCUCUGCGCAUAACUAACGGAGCUGCCUCGCCAGAGCCAGCUCGUCUCCUCAAACAAGUGGAGAAGGCAGGCAUCCAGCAGAAGCCUUCAGUAUCAGAAUCACUAUCUGGCGAAGGUUUUGUUACUGCUGAUGAAGGCGAAAACAGUCCUGAGUGUGUUCGCCCGAGCCGUGCUACUGUCGUUUCCCUACGAGCACCACGAAGAAGCUCAGAACAGCAGGACAGAAGACUCUCUUCCGAACUUCGUGCUAGAUCAAAGAGCAGAGGUCGUCCUGUUCGUCACAGUAUCGAGAUUGAGGCGAAUAAAUCUGCCCAUCAGCCAACCCGUCCUCAAGUUACGCAACGUGCUUCCGAGUACGCCCAGGAGUACGCAUCCGAGUUCGACUCACUUGAGAACCCUCACAUGAGCAACGCUGCACUGACGACUACUGUUUCGCGUCUAAGCACAGUCCACGACGAGUCUCCUGUCGAGAGCGGCAUUGAUGCCCGGGAGGAGGCUCUGAGACAACUUACAGGCGACGUAAUUCCCGCCAAUGAGAAGAUGCGUGAGACACAGUCACAGAAGCAUCUCAAUGUUGCCCGCCCUCCUAUCACCAAGAGCGAUAGUGGCUACAGCUCUGAGGCUUCAAGAAGAUCGAUUAUCAAAGAAAGCAACUGUGAUGAGUUCCUCCUCGCCGCUCUGGGUGCUGCGGAUCAGGCUGAGCACACUCGCUCCAAGGAAUCUCUUACAGCCGCUGCUGUCAGACCUUCUCUGGAACAGAUUCAAGAAGACAAGGUCUCUUCUCCAUCUCCCUACAUUCAACAGCAAGUCUCCGCUGUGCAGAAAGCGGAGAGACACCGAAGUUUGCCAAGCUUCUUCUUCAAGAAGUCGUCUUCGAGCACCUCUGUCAACACGAUUGCUACCACUCCCGUCACGCCAGUCAAGCAGACCAGAAAGCUUCAAAAGACUCGCCCUCAAUCGCAAAUCAUUGUCCCAGAGCAUGCUCAAGAGCCUGAGCCUGAGCCAGUGCUGCCAGAUAUCGAACCGGAGUUUGUUCCUGGCGCCUCGGAAGAUCUUUCUGUCAACUUCUCUCGUCCUACUCGCAAAUUGGAACGUGGUCCUUCUGCAUCUCCUCAGACCCAGGAAGAGGAUGAGAGAGAUGGACGCGGAAGAGGUCGCAGUCGCAAAAACGAUGUCACCCCGCAAACCGCCAAUGCUGAGGGCUCGCCCAAUGGGACCACUAGAAAGAGAAGCAGAAGUUUCUUCCGUUUCCGUAGCCGCAGCAGAAGCAAGAGUCAGCACCGCCGCGAGGAGGAUAUAACCGUCCUCUCGGUCGCCGACGAGCCUCUUCCUACGCACGACUUCUCCGAUUUUGGUACAGUAGCACAAUCUCUCGGUCAGUCGCCUUAUGAUAUCGCUACCAGACGUGUUAAACAGAUGGGGGCCUACGAUCCGUCCAAGCCUUGGUUCCAUCCUCACGAAAUAAGCCGUGCCGCUCCCAAGCCUGAUCUAAGCUCAGAGACACAGCAAAGCCGUGGAAAAUCUGUCGAGCGCAGCCGUCAGGACAGAGCCCGCAGUCAGAGUCGCCCCCGCGAAUCUAUUGAUGCUGUUCUUACCAACUCGAGGCCACCGACAAGNAGGGGAAAGUCGAGAAGAUCGCAAAGCGCUCACAAUAUUGCUGUUCCAAGAGUACCUGAGGCAGUACCCGAGCUUCCAAAGCAGACUCAGAGGAUGUCUGGCACCUUCUCUCGCCCUGUCUCGAAAGACGGCACUGUCAGAGUCGGCACUAUCGACUUUGGCACUGGCUUCGCUCAGGGCCGUCUAGAACCCAUCCUCACCAGUUCCGAGAAGGCAAAGACAAGACGUCGCACACAGUCUGUUGCCCCACGCGUACGUCCCAGAAGUACUGCGAAUCCGGAUGAGGCAAUGCCUCAGCGUGAGAUGCAGCAGCCAGCAAAGACAUCCUCUCGUGACGCACCCAAGGCGCCUGCACGUGAGCUACCUCCGACACCCACUGAGAAGCCUUCGCCAGCCAUGCCUCUUGAGUUGCCUCAAAUCCCAUCUCGAGCUCCUCCAAAGGUACCCGCACAUGGAAAACAACCUAAUAACACGCAUCCUGUGCUCUCUGUGUCUACCAAGCCUUCCCACCUCAAGGAACCCACAUCUGUACCCCAUACGCCUGCCUCGCCAGGAACCCCAACAGGCAGGUCUUCUUGGGAGAGCCAAGCGCUGGCCUGGCGUGAACGUAAGCAAAGCCUCAAUGACAUGCUUGCGUCUCCCACAAUCGAGAAAAAGGGCUGUUCUGCUUCGACCCCCGCUUCUCCAGCCAUUCAGGCUUAUUCACCUACAAUGCAGGCACCUCGCCGUGCUCCGACCGUUGUUGUGUCUCGCUACAUCACGCCUCAAGGCUCUGAAUUUGCCAUGCAUUUGGGAGAGGAAGGUCCCUACAGGAAACUCCACUCCGACAACUCUCACAGAAAGCAUAGAUCUGAGGAUCCAUACAGGAAGUUCCACUCAGACAACCCUACCGAUCUGCGUCCCGCUCAGGAAGACGUCGAACGCACCGACUCUAGCUCAACAUAUCACACCGCAACCUCCGAGAGAUCUCAAGACUCGUUCGCUUCGAAGGACAGCGCAAAGUACCGCGCAUACCGCCCUGUCGAAGAAGCUUACCAAGAGAAGCCUUCUGCUCCCCCAACACCCAAGAGCAACAGCACGCAGAAGAGAUCCAGCCGUGUCCUAGAGCAGCCUCAUCCUAGACCUCAGCGUCGCUCUACAGCACCUCCAGAGAACCAGGACGUUCCCUUUGACAGAUUCAGUGGAGGCCUCGGCUAUGGUUGGGAACGCGGUAUCGGCUUUGGCGGCAGUGCGGGCACAAGACAGAAGAAUGACACCAAGGCUGCCAGGAAGAGUGUGGCCAUCAGUCAGAACUUUGGCGUUGAUCUGAGUGAUGUGCCUGUUUUCAUGGUCAGAAACUAG